AUGGGGGAGCGCGGCGCGGGCGGCUCCCGCCGCAGGAGGUCCGGGCCCCGGCGGCCCAGCGCGGGCAGCCCGGCCGAGGGGGAGCCCGAGCGGGAGGCGGAGCUGCCCCGGGGGGGGCCGGAGCCGGCAGCGGAGCCCCCCGCCGAGAGCGACCCUGACAACUGCGGGGACUUCAGGUGUCACAAGGUGCAGGAGUCUCUGCUCAGCUCGUCCAGCGGGUACAGCAACUACCGGGGCAUCCUGAACUGGUGUGUGGUCAUGCUGGUCUUGAGCAACGCCCGGCUCUUCCUAGAAAACCUCAUCAAAUACGGGAUAUUGGUGGAUCCAAUCCAAGUGGUCUCCCUGUUCCUGAAGGACCCCUACAGCUGGCCCUCCUUGUGCCUUGUCAUUGUGGCCAAUGUGUUCGCGCUGGCUGCUCUGCACACGGAGAGACGCCUGGCAGUGGGCUCCAUCUCAGAGAAUGUCGGCUCCAUCAUCCAUGCAUGCAACCUCCUGACCAUCCUAUGUUUCCCAGCACUGGUUGUGCUGAUGGUCUCCUCCGUCACUCCGGUCGGCGCCGUGUUCGCUCUGUCCAUCUACACCAUCCUCUUCCUCAAGCUCUUCUCCUUCAGGGAUGUGAACAAGUGGUGCCGAGCCAGGGGCCGGGCGAAGGCUGUGCGUGUGCGCCCAGCUUCCGGGCUGAAGAAAGCCAAUGGGGAGAUGGUGCCGAGCGGCGUGUGCUAUCCAGCUAACCUGACCUAUAAAGACAUGUACUAUUUCCUGUUUGCUCCCACCCUCUGCUACGAGCUGAACUUCCCUCGCUCGCCCCGGAUACGCAAGCGCUUUCUGCUCCGCAGGCUCUUUGAGAUGCUCUUCUUCAUCCAGCUGCUGGUGGGGCUGAUACAGCAGUGGAUGGUCCCCACUAUCCAGAACUCGAUGAAACCUUUCCGGGAUAUGGACUAUUCCCGAAUCAUAGAGCGCCUCCUGAAGCUGGCUGUCCCCAAUCACUUGAUCUGGCUCAUCUUCUUUUACUGGUUCUUCCACUCGUCCCUGAACGUCCUGGCUGAAGUGAUGCAGUUUGGCGACCGGGAGUUCUACAGGGACUGGUGGAACUCGGAGUCGGUGACGUACUUCUGGCAGAACUGGAACAUACCGGUGCACAAGUGGUGUCUCAGGCACUUCUACAAGCCAAUGAUCAAGAGGGGGGUCAGCAAAUGGACAGCCCAGACUGCAGUGUUCCUGGCAUCGGCUUUCUUCCACGAGUACUUGGUGAGCGUGCCCCUGAAGAUGUUCCGGCUGUGGGCGUUCAUGGGGAUGAUGGCUCAGAUUCCGCUGGCCUGGCUUGUGGGAAGGUUCCUCAGAGGCAACUAUGGGAACGCAGCCGUAUGGAUCUCCUUGAUCAUCGGGCAGCCGAUAGCCGUCCUGAUGUACGUUCACGACUACUACGUGCUCAACUACGAAGGCAGCCCGUGAUGCAUGUGGACUCCCUGUUCCUCCCUCUCCUUGCGGUGUCCGCAAGGACCCUGGCCGGGGCAGAGCCCCCACUUCCUGCUGCUCUCCAAAAGCCUCUGGGACUGACUGUAGCACCAGCACAUGCGCGGAGAUGUCGUCUAAGGAAGCUGCCUUGUCUUUUUGUGUGUGUGUAAUCAAUGGGGAUGAGUAUUUUUGUGAAUUGAAUGUUGGAUCAAUGCAAUAUCCUCCGGUGAGAAGCACUGGGGAAGAGCAAGGGCCUCCACGGGACCCUUCUCUCCUGUCACUGGUGUUAAUGCUCAGGAUCAGAUUCCUGAGAGGGCAUUUCCCAGGCUCCUGUAACAGGCCCUGCAGGGUGUUCGGGACUGAGCUUAGGGCCUGCCCAAGGCAGCACCAACAUCUUCGGAGGCCAGCUGGAGAGCGUGGCUAGCUGAGCCUUCAGAACGUGCUUCUGCUCUGACCACCUCUGGAAUGUUGCCCCUGUCUUGGCAGUAGGAGAUGGGCGCCUGCUGCCUUGUCUCUAGGAGCUGGCCAGCAGCAAGGGCUGGGCCUCCAUGUAGGGUGUCAAAGCUUUAAUGUGGUGGCUCCUUUGCCCUGCCUGGUGCAGAGAGGCAGCCAGCUGGGAGCUGCCAUUUUUUAAGGCACUUUAAAAGGACUUUCACUAAGUCUCAGAUUUUGUUCACUCCGUCCCAUGUUCAGACAUGCCAGCUACCGCCUCUUUAAAAGGCAGCUGUUGCUGAAGGGUCUCUCCCUCAGGCCUGAUCCUGCAGCCCUCCUGAGAAUCCUUCCUGGUACCAGCCUCUCCCUGGAGCUAGCCCCUGGCUGCAGGACCCAGCAGAUGGCACUGGGCUCCUCAGACAUGCACCAAGGUGAACCAGGAGCUGCCUGCUCUUGUGUGAAGCUUCCCAUGUAGGGGAGUCUGUUUGUGGCCACCCUGCAGGUGCCUCUGGUUUCUGUACUGUGCACAGGUUCCACCUGGGCUCCUCUCAGCUGUCCCCAUAGUCCGUCCUCGAGCACGCCCAGGUGGCCGCAUUGCCCUCCAUGGCUGUGCUGCUUGGGGGGUGUGACUCUGAGAUGGCAGGUCCAAUCUGGAUCUGUGCUGAAUGUCACCUGUGGGGGGUAUGAGCUGUCCAUGCAGGGGCCACAGUCCCUUGUGCUGCCCCAUCUCCAAAUGUCUGCCCUAGCAACACCUGACACUUCGUCUGUAUCUGCCAAACCAUGAAUAAAGCAUCUUUUCCAAAACU
Messenger RNA from Gopherus evgoodei (Goodes thornscrub tortoise), 2693 nucleotides. RefSeq names its product diacylglycerol O-acyltransferase 1 (gene DGAT1). Gene Ontology annotation, molecular function: diacylglycerol O-acyltransferase activity. NCBI's taxonomy places the organism in Eukaryota, Metazoa, Chordata, Testudines, Testudinidae. The record is from RefSeq and is a predicted model, not a curated record. Bases 1 to 1452 code for a protein of 483 amino acids. The transcript is spliced from 17 exons. Gene Ontology annotation, biological process: triglyceride biosynthetic process. Gene Ontology annotation, cellular component: endoplasmic reticulum membrane.